Messenger RNA from Mya arenaria, 1697 nucleotides. RefSeq names its product acyl-coenzyme A thioesterase 9, mitochondrial-like. Gene Ontology annotation, molecular function: fatty acyl-CoA hydrolase activity. The transcript is spliced from 14 exons. NCBI's taxonomy places the organism in Eukaryota, Metazoa, Mollusca, Bivalvia, Myida, Myidae. The coding region runs from base 155 to 1432 and encodes 425 amino acids. The record is from RefSeq and is a predicted model, not a curated record. Gene Ontology annotation, cellular component: mitochondrion. Gene Ontology annotation, biological process: acyl-CoA metabolic process.
ACUAAAUUGACCAUGUAAACAAAACAAUAAAUAUGAUGUUGAGCUAAAAUACUGCAGCUAACACUAGCAGAGUAGUAUUUACUGUUUCUAUCAACCAAACUUGUAUGAAAACUUCCGCUUGAUCAGACCUUUGUACAGUAUCAGGUCUCUCACAAUGUUGUGUGGGAAUUUGAGAAGAUUCAAAGUCCCACUUAGACUACCAUACAGAUUGAACAAACUCAUUUUAAGAACUCUGUUGACCAGCACAAAGGAUGGCAGUUUCCUUACCAUACAACAAACUAGGGAAGAGUUGAAACUGCUUGUUGGUGCACAGAAAAUAUGGGGGACUAAAACCCAAGAGGAGAGCCCUGCUCCAGCAGUCACAUCUCAGGACAAGCUUCCAGCAAGGUCUAUGUCGUACAGCCAUCGGAAGGCUGUCAUACCUCUUGGCUCCAACCCAGGGCUGAAGGAGAAAUACAUCAACUUCUACAAUGGUAUACGCUUUGGACGUAUUCUGGAGGAUCUUGACACGUUUGCAGUUGCCAUUAGUUACACACACACCCUUGGUGCUACAGGGACCAAUGAGAAAUCUCCACUCAGCAUUGUGACAGCUCUUGUGGACAGAAUAGACCUGAGCCAGGAGAGCAUAGUGCCAGACAGGGACAUCAUGAUGACUGGCCAGGUGACAUGGGCGGGGAGGUCAUCUAUGGAGAUCACUAUGAACCUUGACCAGGAGAUUGAGCAGACUUGGAAACACCUGUUGACUGCAAAGUUCCUCAUGGUGGCCAGAAACCCUGCUACAAAGAGCGCCGCAGAGAUAAACCGCCUACAACCUGAUGGCCCAGAGGAAGAGGCUCUGUUCCAACUGGGAGAAGAGACGAAGGCUAAGCGUAUGUUGGAGAGUCAGAAGACGCUGUUGAAGACGCCGCCUGACGAGAAGGAAAGGCUUCUUAUACAUGACCUGUUUCUUAAGACCCUUGAUCCCAAGGCACAUACUUUCAAGAUUCGUGUGAAGCCCGAAGACUCGGUAUGGAUGGAAGACACUAUUCUUAAAAACCUGGUCAUAUGUAUGCCUGAGCAACGUAACCUUUACAACAAGAUUUUCGGCGGAUUUCUUAUGCGAAAGGCAUUUGAACUGGCCUAUGCGAAUGCAUCACUUUUUUGUAAAGGACGACCUCUCAUCGAGGUUGUAGACGAUAUUGCGUUUAAGAAGUCGGUAGAAGUUGGCUCCUUCCUGUUCCUGUCCUCUGAGAUUGUGUAUACGGUUGACACACGGCUGAUGAUCAAGGUGCACGCCGAGGUUGUGGACCCGAUGUCCGAGUCAAGGGAGACUACUAACGACUUCUACUUCGUGUUCAACACCAGAGACAAGCAGUCGGUGCCGCGAGUCAUCCCAAAGACAUACGCAGAAUCCAUGUUGUAUUUAGACGGAAAGAGACACUUUGACGGCUGAAAGAAAACGACCUGAGGAAAAUUUGAGUGCAGGAAAAUCUGUCGUAGACAUUUUAAGGCGUAACUGCUUCAACUGCCGAUGUAGAUUCGUGUAAUAUAGCAUAAACUUGUUGCGAUAACAAUAAAAUGUAAUGGACAUACAUCAGCCCUCUAUGGGUUGGUUAAACACACUGUAUUUGUUUAGCCCGGCUAGCUCAGUCGGUAAUGUCGUCGUCGUCUCACGACGUCCCGGUCGGGGAGUGUCUAAAUAAAAAAGACUAUAAGUA